Messenger RNA from Pyricularia grisea, 657 nucleotides. RefSeq lists its product as uncharacterized. The coding region runs from base 1 to 657 and encodes 218 amino acids. Gene Ontology annotation, molecular function: chitin binding. Lineage: Eukaryota; Fungi; Ascomycota; Sordariomycetes; Magnaporthales; Pyriculariaceae. The transcript has 6 exons. The record is from RefSeq and is a predicted model, not a curated record.
AUGCGUCCCGUUCUUAUCUCAAUCUUCCUCACGGCCACCGCCGUUCUGGCUCAAAAUUGCGGUCCCAAAUACAAGAACAAGGUCUGCGCCGCCGGGAGCUGUUGCAGCCAAUAUGGAUGGUGCGACACCACCGCCGCCCAUUGCGACCCGGCCACAUGCAAGCCCGAAUUCUCGGGUCUGGGAUCCAGCUGCAAGGCCAAGACCAAUAGCGCCACGACUCUGGUGACGACUUCGAGGACUGGCACUACUUCAGCCUCUGGUUCUCAGGCAACGUUCAUGAUGGAGGUCCCACAUAUCGACGUCUGUGGAAAAGACUCGAACGGCAUCACAUGCCCCGGCGCUGGAACCAAUGGAUACUUUUACCGCUGCUGCAGCUCGGCGGGACACUGCGGUCCUAAGAACGAUAUCCAAGACCAGGCCAUGUACUGCGGCACAGGCUGCCAGCCUGGUUUCGGCAACUGCCUGCUCGGCGUGGCCAAGCCUCCCCUGCCAACCAGCGCUCCCGGAAUUUCGCAGAGCGGUGAGACUUGCGGCCCUAUCGUGAACAAGAAGUGUGCGACUGGUCUUUGCUGCAGCGGCAGCAACUUCUGCGGCACUGGCGAGGACUUCUGUGGCGCCGACAACUGGUGCCAAAAGAACUGGGGACACUGCAACUAA